This is a messenger RNA of Nerophis ophidion (straightnose pipefish), 2326 nucleotides long. Its product is annotated as fructose-bisphosphate aldolase C-like. The record is from RefSeq and is a predicted model, not a curated record. Gene Ontology annotation, molecular function: fructose-bisphosphate aldolase activity. Gene Ontology annotation, biological process: fructose 1,6-bisphosphate metabolic process; glycolytic process. Gene Ontology annotation, cellular component: cytosol. NCBI's taxonomy places the organism in Eukaryota, Metazoa, Chordata, Actinopteri, Syngnathiformes, Syngnathidae. The transcript has 12 exons. Bases 801 to 1892 code for a protein of 363 amino acids.
CAGUCACAGCAGCUUACUAACCUCCUUAACUCUCAGUCACAGCAGCUUACUAACCUCCUUAACUCUCAGUCACAGCAGCUUACUAACCUCCUUAACUCUCAGUCACUGCAGCUUACUAACCUCCUUAACUCUCAGUCACAGCAGCUGAUGGACACUGUAUUGACAAAAUGAAAGCAAUAUUGUAUAGUUUUUUCCUUGGCUGUUUACUUUUAGUGUGGGGACAAGUGUCUCCAAUAUUGUCCACACCUGUCUCCAUCUAAACUCACCACAGGAAGCGAGGGAACAUGACUGUAGCACCCCAGAAGAGUUGGUGCUGCAAGAAAUUCUGAGAAUUUGUUCUGUUGUGUUGCGGUGCGCCGGAAACGCAGUAAUAAAUGACGGACCUGUAAGUUUUUUUUUAGUGGUCAAUUUUUUAGGGCACUACAGCAAAUGAGAGAGUGGUUGCCGUGGUUAAAUCCGAGCCCUGCGGAUAACGAAGUUUAUCGCCUGUUUCACUACAUGUAACAUUUUGUUUUUCCUAGUCUGGCUUCUAGAAGAAUGUCAAAUGUCGUGGAAUCAGUGCUCCUCAACACUCAAAAAGUUGGGAGCAUCCUCUGUUUUCAAAGAACGAAAUGGGCGUGGAAGCUCCGCCCCCAGGCGUGUUGCCUGGAUACCAGCUGAGAGUCAAGAAAUGGGCGUGGAAGCUCCGCCCCCAGGCGUGUUGCCUGGAUACCAGCUGAGAGUCAAGCUUGCUUCCUCCAUCAGUGUCAAGCAUCAGAGGACCGCUCACUUUUCAAGCGUCUGUCAGUUCCUUCAUCACCAUGACGCAACAGUUCCAGAGCCUCUCUGAGGCCCAGAAGAAAGAACUCCACGAGACUGCACUGCGCAUUGUGUCUCCAGGGAAGGGCAUCUUGGCUGCAGACGAGUCAGUAGGCAGCAUGGCCAAGCGUCUGGCCCAAGUAGGCGUGGAGAACACAGAAGAGAACCGCCGGCAGUUCCGUCAAAUUCUGUUCAGUGCGGACGACCGAAUCAACAGCUGCAUCGGAGGAGUCAUUUUCUUCCACGAGACGCUCUACCAGCACUCGGACAGUGGAGUCAACUUUGUGAAAAUGAUCCGGGACAGGGGCAUCCUGGUUGGCAUCAAGGUGGACAAGGGCGUGGUUCCUCUGGCAGGAACCUGUGGAGAAACCACCACCCAGGGUCUAGAUGCUCUAUCAGAGCGUUGUGUCCAGUAUAAAAAGGAUGGCGCUGUCUUUGCAAAGUGGCGCUGUGUGAUGAAGAUCAGUGACGUCAACCCCUCCCAGCUGGCCAUUACACACAACGCCAAUGUUCUGGCUCGCUACUCCAGCAUCUGCCAGCAGCAUGGCAUUGUGCCCAUCAUUGAGCCAGAACUCUUACCUGAUGGAGACCACGACCUGAAGCGCUGCCAGUACGUGACUGAGAAGGUCUUAAGUGCCGUCUACAAGGCCAUGUCAGACCAGCAUGUGUACCUGGAAGGCACCCUCCUCAAGCCCAACAUGGUCACCCCCGGCCACAGCUGUCCCAGAAAGUACAGCCCGGAGGAUGUCGCCAUGGCAACCCUCAUCUGCCUUGGCCGCACCGUCCCUCCCGCGGUGGCAGGUGUGGCCUUCCUGUCAGGAGGUCAGAGCGAGGAGGAGGCGUCCGUCCACCUGAACGCCAUCAGCAAGUGUCCUCUGGUCAAGCCCUGGGUCCUCACCUUCUCCUUCGGCCGGGCUCUGCAGGCCUCGGCCCUGCGAGCAUGGAGGGGCCACAAAGAGAACCAGAAGGCUGCCACCGAGCAGUUCAUCAAAAGGGCCCAGGUCAACAGUCUGGCAUGUCGAGGGAAGUACACGGGCGCCGAAAACUACCCAGAUUCCGCCCACGGCAUCUAUAGCUCCUGCUACUCUUACUGAACCAGCCCGGCAGAUUCCUCCUCUCAUACAACUUAUGACUGACAUCAUUCAAUACAACAUUGCAACACACAUCAUGCUCUUCUUGGACUUUUACAAACCACUGGACUCACUGGACUCACUGGACCAGGACCAGGACCAGGACUUCCUGAUUCUCGUGCCGGAACACUGGAUUUGGUUUGAAGUUUCAGGAGUUAAUUAGAGGACUUAAUGAUAAAAUGAAUAGUUGUGUCUUACUUGUCAAGAUGUCUCUUAUCACCUUCUUUGAAAUAAUGCUCAGUCAGCAGAUGAAACAACUCUUCUCCUAAAAAAGGAAGAACAAAUUCCAGCUGCUAUUGAAAAGAUUGAAGAAUUUUUUCAUGUAUGACAACUUUACCUUUAAUGUUGUUUCCUGUCCAUCAAUGUGUGAAUAAAACAUGUUUUGCAUGUCCUUUAAA